Spea bombifrons (plains spadefoot toad) is the source of this 2897-nucleotide messenger RNA. RefSeq names its product solute carrier family 6 member 4 (gene SLC6A4). Gene Ontology annotation, cellular component: neuron projection; membrane. The transcript is spliced from 14 exons. Gene Ontology annotation, biological process: sodium ion transmembrane transport; serotonin uptake. The record is from RefSeq and is a predicted model, not a curated record. The coding region runs from base 266 to 2260 and encodes 664 amino acids. Gene Ontology annotation, molecular function: serotonin binding; serotonin:sodium:chloride symporter activity. NCBI's taxonomy places the organism in Eukaryota, Metazoa, Chordata, Amphibia, Anura, Pelobatidae.
UCAGACCAUGUGAGGGGGUUUGGUGUACAAAAGCUGAGCAGGAUGCUGAGCCUUACACUUAACAGCUGAGAGCUCAUCGAGCAGGUGAUGAGAGGGUAAGAAGUCCCCAGUCAAGAAGACUAUUGAUACAUCCAGGCUUUACAACACUGAACAGGAGAACUGGAUUCAGAAAAAAACACCUAAGACCCAGUGACAACACACAAGUCUAACUCGGCACCUACAUAGUGCCAAUGGGCCUCAGCCACAACUUUACCUAACCAAGAGGAUGGAAAGAAAGCCAGCCUGCACAGAAAGCCCAUCCUUGGGCUCUGAAAAAGAACCUCUGACCUGUAGGGCCCGCUCAGAAUGCAAAAAGGAUGGACAGCUGCUGAGGAACUGCAAGCCAUCUUUACGUCUAUCUGAGGAGCACAACAAGGUGCAUCCAAGCCCUGGGGAGAGAACAGAGCUUGGCCCCUUAUCCAACAAAUACCUAGCUGUGCAGAGUCCUGAGACACCCUGCAAUGGUACCAGAAAUGGAGUGGAUGAAAGUUCGACCCCAGCACUCACACUCAUUCCCUCAUGCAGGGCUGAGGUGCAACAUUUGCAGACAGAAACAGGGGAGAGAGAAACAUGGAGUAAAAAAAUAGACUUCCUUCUUUCUGUUAUUGGCUAUGCAGUUGACCUGGGUAAUGUUUGGAGGUUUCCUUAUAUCUGCUACCAGAAUGGAGGAGGAGCCUUUCUUAUUCCAUACGUGAUCAUGGCUGUCUUUGGUGGGAUACCUCUGUUUUAUAUGGAGCUGGCUUUGGGUCAGUAUCAUAGGAAUGGCUGCAUAUCUAUAUGGAGGAAAAUCUGUCCCUUAUUUAAAGGGAUUGGUUAUACUAUAUGUGUGAUCGCUCUGUAUGUAGCAUUUUAUUACAAUACCAUCAUGGCCUGGGCACUUUACUACCUCAUGUUCUCAUUCCGGGCUGAGCUGCCUUGGACCAGCUGCUACAACGAGUGGAAUACAGACAAUUGCACCAAUUACUUCCAGAACAGCAGCGUCACCUGGUUCAACAGCUCCAUCUCUCCAGCAGAGGAAUUUUACACCCGGCUAGUGCUUCAGAUCAACAAGUCCAAAGGUCUACAGGAGCUUGGGGGCAUCAGUUGGCAGCUCACACUCUGUUUACUCUUCAUUUUCACUGUAGUCUACUUCAGCAUAUGGAAGGGGGUGAAAACAUCUGGAAAGGUUGUGUGGGUUACCGCUACAUUUCCAUACAUUGUCCUCACCCUACUAUUAAUACGAGGAGCUACACUUCCCGGGGCCUGGAGGGGCGUCUUAUUCUACCUGCAGCCAGACUGGAAGAAGUUGCUGACUACAGAGGUCUGGGUCGAUGCUGCUGCACAGAUAUUCUUUUCCCUUGGCCCGGGAUUUGGAGUCUUGCUGGCUUUUGCCAGCUAUAACAAGUUUCACAACAACUGCUACCAGGACGCACUGAUAACGAGCACAGUGAACUGCUUGACCAGUUUUAUGUCUGGUUUUGUCAUCUUUACUGUCCUGGGUUAUAUGGCUGAAAUGAGGAAUCUAGAUGUGUCCGAAGUUGCCAAAGAUACAGGUCCCAGCCUUCUAUUCAUCACCUAUGCAGAGGCAAUUGCAAACAUGCCAGCAUCUACUUUCUUUGCAAUUAUAUUCUUCUUGAUGUUAAUCACUCUUGGGCUCGACAGCACAUUUGCAGGUCUGGAGGGGGUCAUAACCGCGGUAUUGGAUGAAUUCCCACACGUAUGGGGGAAACGUCGGGAGCUUUUCGUCUUCCUCCUGAUCUCCGUCUGUUUCCUUGGGGCGCUCUCUACACUGACAUUUGGUGGUGCUUACAUGGUGAAGCUCUUCGAAGAGUAUGCGACAGGCCCUGCUGUCCUGACGGCAGUAUUCCUGGAGGCUAUAGCUGUGUCGUGGUUCUAUGGUGUCAACCAGUUCUGCCGAGAUGUGAAGGAGAUGCUGGGUUUCUCUCCAGGCUGGUUCUGGAAGAUAUGCUGGGUGGCAAUCUGUCCCAUGUUUCUCCUGUUCAUCAUUUGCAGCUUCAUGUCCAGUCCUCCUGAUCUUCGCUUGUUUAACUACAGCUACCCCAAAUGGAGCGUUGUGCUGGGCUACUGCAUUGGGACAUCGUCUUUUAUCUGUGUGCCAGUUUAUAUGGUAUAUAAGUUGGCUAGCACCCCUGGCUCAUUAAAAGAACGUUUUCUAAAAAGCAUUACUCCGGAGACGGACACAGAAAUACCCAUGGGGGGUAUCCACAUGAAUGCCGUGUAACCUGGAAGCAAAACCUGAUCCUUACCGAUUUGCAGACUUUACUCACCCAGUUCUGUGCCUGAGAAGACUCUCUGAAACCUCAAAACUCUAUAGUUCCUCCACAACAUAGGUGCAGAAGACCCAAUCAGCAAAUCAGCCCAGAAAUUACAGAUCAGGUUACUUCCCAUACUGGACUUUGAAGAAGACACUCUUGCCACAUAUUCUAGGGGCCCAACUCCGAGUUCCAGUUGAGCCAAAAUAAAGGUGAUUUGCAUGUAUGUGUGUCAAAAAUAAUGAAAACUGUUAACUUUUAAUUCUGUGGCGAGAAGACCUUUGGAGAAAGAGAAUUAUGUACACGUCUCGCCAUCUCUAGUGGAUCAGGAAACCUUUUGAUAGAAAUGCAGAGUUCUGUUCCACAAACCUCCUAUGUAAGUGUUAAUGCUUGGAAUUAUUAUGCGCUAUCAAACCCUAUGCUCAAGGACUUAAUCCUUGAUGUAAAUUGUCUGGUAAUUGUGGAUAUACAAAGGGAUGAACAAUAAUGAAAGGGACAGAGUUAUAUUAACCAAAAGUAUUGCCUACAGAUUCAGGGGAAAAUAUGUGAGUUUGUGUAGAGAUACUGGUUGGUUUUAUAUGUAAUUUAGCGGAACUGCAUCAUCUC